Molecule: messenger RNA, 3160 nt
Organism: Cololabis saira (Pacific saury)
Lineage: Eukaryota; Metazoa; Chordata; Actinopteri; Beloniformes; Belonidae
Gene: rnf220a
Product: ring finger protein 220a
Exons: 11
Coding region: 176-1309 (377 amino acids)
Biological process (GO): protein ubiquitination
Molecular function (GO): metal ion binding; ubiquitin protein ligase activity
Source: RefSeq, a predicted model, not a curated record
AUGGCGUCGGGCAGGAGUGAUAUUAGCCGAUCCGGGCGCCACUUUCAAUCCUUUCCCAUCCGGAUCAAAUUUUAGACGCAGCGUUCAGUUUGUUGACAUGUUGAGUCUGUGGAAACACACUCGACCCUCCUGCAGACAUGAGUUUUAGCGGCUCAGCGAGGGAGAUGUGACAGUUAUGGAAGAGCUGGAGAACAAGAGAGAAACAUUUUUACGAGUUCGGGCAAACAGGCAAACAAGAUUGAAUGCCCGCAUAGGGAAGAUGAAGAGGAGGAAGCCUGAGGAGGGGGGCCAGGUAUGUCCGCUGUGCAACGCCCCAUUGGCUGGGAGCGAGGAGGAGAUGAGUAGACAUGUGGAACAAUGCCUGAUCCAGCGCGAGGGCGCUUUAGCUGACGAUGACUCUGCAGACAUGGAUGGAGAGAACGGCCGGGGCUUUGAGGAGUACGAGUGGGCGGGGCAGAAGAGGAUCAGAGCCACGGCUCUGCUGGAAGGAGGCUUCAGAGGAUCGGGGUUUGCCACGUGUAGCAUCAAGGAGAGCGCGGCAGACAGCGAUGCCGACCUGGACGUGGACGGCGACGACACCUUGGAGUACGGCAAAGCCCAGUACACCGAGGCCGACAUCAUCCCCUGUUCUGGGGCCGGGGAGGACCAAGGAGAAGCCCGGGAGAGGGAGGCGCUACGAGGAGCUGUGCUCAACGGCGGGAUGCCUUCUAACAGAAUAACGCCCGAAUUCUCCAAGUGGGCCAGCGAUGAGAUGCCUUCCACGAGCAACGGAGAGAGCAGCAAGACAGACGCCAGCACUCCUUCAUCCUCCUCCUGCACUCCGCGCACCUGUAAAAACAGUGAGAUCGAAAAAGUGACGGAGGAGGAGUCCACAGCGACCACCAUGGAGGCUCUGAAGGCCCGAAUCAGAGAGCUGGAGAAACAGAUACUACGAGGGGAUCGAUACAAGUGUCUCAUCUGCAUGCAGAGAAAGCCUGCUAUCCAGUCAGGUGUGGAGAUCAAGAGCGUAGGGGCGUGGCUAGGGCCCCGGCCACUGGCCACCGAGGUCGGUGAGAGGCAACCUAAGUCCCUCCCCCUCGGCCUGUACUGCCUGUACAGGGGCCUUGUGAUAGGGGGCUACGGCAGCAGCAUAAAGAAGCUCCUUCCACAGCCCCUAAGGAGGGACUCCUACACAAUGCCGCUCACCUCCAUCCAGUGUUGGCACGUCCAUUGUGAAGAGUGCUGGCUCAGGACUCUGGGGAACAAGAAGCUGUGCCCACAGUGCAACACCAUCACCUCACCUGGAGACCUGAGGCGCGUCUACUUGUAAAGAGCACAACUCCUGCCCCUUUGUGUUUCCGGUCCAUCCUUCCAUUUCAGCUUUCAUCUCCUCCUUGUCGAUUGUCAAUUGUUUGCUCUCUCGUGGACUGGGACAUCAGCCGAAAAGCCUCCACGAGCAUUCAGAGACGAGACUGCUGUCUUUGGGACUCCACUGGCUCUUUUGAGGAGGGCGAAACGAGCGAAUGAUCGAGCAGCACUCACUGACUCUCCCGUCGUUCAGUCACACACUCACAAAAAAGAGGGAACAAUUGAAACCUGCAGUCCCAGAUGGUGAACGCAUUUGGUUUCACGACGACACACAUUGACCCCCCUUGAAGUACUUUCAAUCAGUGGAGAUCCAAAAACCCGGCUGAGCCCUGGAGACACCUGGUCGCUUCAUGCAUCCAGAGGUGGACCUGAAAGGAGCCUCUUCACACAGCAUUUAAAAACUAUUUUUUCUUUUUUUUUUUUUUCCUGCUUCUUGAAGAUUUCAGUGAUGUUGCGCAGCAGCAGGCACUGUCUUGAGGACUUCACGGAAAUAUUAUUAUAUUUGACUUUGUUUUCCCCCGUUUCCUCCUGCAGGAACGCAGUCCUUACUCAACUGUUGCUUGAGAGUAUCUUAAAAAAAGGGGGGAGGGGGCUGGUCCACUAAAAUUGAGCUUUCAGCCAAACUGAGAAUAACCUCAAAACCUUCGGAAAAAGAAGUCGGACACUCGCUCUCUUCCACUUCUUCUUCUCACAAGCCCCGCCCUGCCUUCUUCCCCUCUUUUGUGGUGUUUUAGUGAAGUAUACCAAAUUUUUUUUGCCCUCUGAGAUGCAGUGCAAGCACAUGUAAUAUAGUUAUAUGUUUGUUUACAAUGUUGGGUGUAAAUGACAUAGGGUUCGCGUACACACACACACACACAAAGACACAAACACACCCAUUACCAUCAAAACACACUGAAGUAUAUAAUAUCAAAGUCCUUUUUAAGUCGGAAGGGUUCGGGGGGAAAAAAUGGCUGGACUAAAAAGCCCUCUGUAUUUUUGAAGAAAAGAAAAAAAAAGAUCAUUUGAAGAUCUGAUGGAGUUUUAUUUGAAUGUACAGGAAUUAAAAAAAGAGUAAUAAUAAAAGUACUCAAGACUAGAUGGGUAAGAUUUAGGUGGUGUAAUUUUUCUGUAGAGUACCGCGCAAAAAAAACUAGAUCUGAACAUGAAGCAAAGGGCACAUGUGUUAGUUUUAUCAAAUGGAGAGAUCCCUUCUGCCCGAGAUUUUCCUGCGGCCAAGCAGCACAGUAGAAAUGUUCUUUCUUCGGUUGAAACAUCGUUCAGCUGAGCUGCUUCUUCUAACCCUAGUUCUUCUUCCUGUCAGUUGGGGUAACAACAUGCUCAGAUCAUAGCCUAGGUUUUUUUGUUUUCUUUUCUCCCCCUUUUUCUUUGGCCUUACAUGUCACGAAGGAAAGGUUUCUCCCUUUGUUCUCAUCCUGCUAUGCUGCAGAAAAAGGUCCCCAAAUGGCAACUAAAAAGGGCAGGUUCUUUCUAAGUUAUUAGAGGUCCGUGAAGGCUCUCAACAUGAAGAAUGCCCCAAAGCUGAACUGGCAAUCUCCAGAACCCUGCAGCGUUUCCUCCUCCCCAUUACAGCAGCAGCAUCGGCAGCCAAGGUGGUGGUGUGCUUUGUGUUUGUAAAACUAUGUAAUCUGUGAUGUCUGUAUUGUUGUAAGAAAUACUGAAAAAAAAGAAAAAUAAAACUUCUCAAAUACAACGAGUGCUUCUAUUCACGCAGCCUGGGUGGUGGAAUAAGACGGCCGGGGAAUGACGAGGACAAAGAUGAACUCAAGACACAGGUUUUAAUCAUCUUUGAGAUCCAUGAUAAUCUGAAUUAUCU